CACGGGGAGAACAUUGUGUUUAUUCAUGGUGUAGACAUAUUUUUUACAUGUUUUCUGGGUUAAUUGGGAAAUGUCAAGGCGUUUUGGUUUUGUAAGUUAUAUUAUGAAUAUGUCAAUUUUUUAUUGAACGGGUAGUCUUGGGAUUCCUGUUAGCUUGUUGUUGAGAAUAAUGGCCGAGGCUUAAUUGGAAUCAAUGAAUUUUCUAAACUGGAAUGGAGUUCUGUUGUGUUUGUCGUGAAUAAUGUUAUAGGGUAGGAGGUUGAUUUUGGUGAAUUGGGUUAUGCACGCAAGCUGUUUGAAGAAAGUUCUAGGGUUUACGUUUCACUGGGGAAAAACCCUAGAAACGCUUUCUUUCCUAGAAGAGGUACAAUUUUGGCAGCUACUCAUUUUGGAGUUCUGGUUUACCCAUAGUUUCCUGGAAAAAAGGAAGGACUUACAGAAUUGUAUAUUUAGAGAGUAGCUGUUUCAUUUCUCUUUUGUUGCAUUCUGUCUCUUGGAUUCAGAAUCCUUCAACUUGAAAAGAAGUUGAUGGUGGUUGUUUGUGGCAUAAAUUCAAAUUGCUGUCCACUUCUCUCGUGGGGAAUGAAUCAGAUAAAGACGACUCAAGUAGGUCCGUUCAUGGGGUCUGUGUUUUCAAAUGGCAGAACUUCUCUGUUGCAGAGCACAACUGGGUUUACUACAUUCACAAUGAAGGUAAAAAUUAUUUCCCCUGUUAAGUGCCAUCUCUAUCAAAAUGGACAGUCACAGUCUAAUUCCAAAGCAUCUAAGAAAAAAAAAAUAAAGAAGGUGAAGAAGAAAGAGCACCAUCUAUGGAAGAAAAGAGAGUCAUCUGGGUCUGGGAAAAAAGCCCUCACUCUUGUUCGAAUUGUUUCUGAGCUUCCUAAUGAGAAAGAGGCUGUAUACGGAGCAUUGGAUAAAUGGACAGCUUGGGAGACAGAGUUUCCUUUGAUUGCAGCUGCUAAGGCCUUAAAUAUGCUCAGACAGAGGGGUCAAUGGCAGCGUGUAAUUCAAGUAAACCAAGGACCAUGCACUAUAAUGGAACAUCCCAUGAGCAUUAUGCAGGUAGCAAAAUGGAUGUUAAGCAAAGGUCAAGGAGCCACAAUGGGAACUUAUGACACACUCUUAUUAGCAUUUGACAAAGAUAAGAGGGCAGAUGAGGCUGAAUCAUUAUGGAACAUGAUUUUGCAUACGCACACCAGAUCUAUUUCAAAGCAGUUGUUUUCAAGGAUGAUCUCUUUAUAUGAUCAUCAUGACAUGCAAGAUAAGAUUAUAGAUGUAUUUGCAGACAUGGAGGAGCUGGGUGUAAAACCAGAUGAAGAUACAGUCCAGAGGGUUGCCCGUGCCUUCCAAAAACUAGGUGAAGAAGAGAAGCGGAAGCUGGUUCUUGCAAAAUACCAGUGUAAAUGGAAGUACAUACACUUCAAAGGGGAACGAGUGAAAGUGAGAAGAGAUGUAUGGGAGUAUAAUGGUUCAACCGACUGAACUUUUACAAGGCAAGCGUGGUAAAGAAUAGCAGCCUUUUCUCAACUAGUUUUUGCUUUUUCGUCUUUAGUACAGGAAAUACAUAAAGAAAUUGUUGGGAGCAAUGUGAUAGCUAAAGAAAAAGUUAUAGUUAAGAUUAUGUCUUACACCAAUGACCACGAUAAUUUAUAUAGAGUAUCUAUUUAUUUAUUUUAC
Molecule: messenger RNA, 1677 nt
Organism: Mangifera indica (mango)
Lineage: Eukaryota; Viridiplantae; Streptophyta; Magnoliopsida; Sapindales; Anacardiaceae
Product: pentatricopeptide repeat-containing protein At4g18975, chloroplastic
Exons: 10
Coding region: 529-1482 (317 amino acids)
Molecular function (GO): protein binding
Source: RefSeq, a predicted model, not a curated record